CAACUCUGAGUGACGUGGUCGUGUGGAGAGCAGGGAGGGCCGCGGUAGCGCCCUUCCCCGGGGGAGCAUUCGUAGUGGGGUCGGCAAGUUGAGGCUGGGGGUCGAGAGGAGUCCCGGGUGGGCCAGGACGGAGGCUGGGACUGGCUGGAAAGGUACCGGUAGGCAAACUGUAUGGGGAGCGGGGCUGGGACUUAGUGGCAGGAGGAGGAGGCCUGUGGGUUUCCAUAAGGCCUCCUUUCCCCGCCCCGCAAAGUUGCAAAGGUAAACACAGCAGCAACUCAAAAUACAUAAAAGGAAACUUGCGGCAGCAGCCAUGGGCUGGUAAAAGCUGUAAAACCCACGCCGGGUAUUUGGGGUGUUUGACUGAGUGGCAGAGAAACGGGGGCUGAGGUCAGUAGACUGCACAGAUGAGGGAGAAACAGUAGUGCUGUUUUCUUGAGGGGGCCUUUUGGGGUAUAUUUGUAGGGUUUGGUGUGGGAGGUGAACAGGCAAAAAUUUGGAGCCAAGCAGGGAGCAUCUGGGGCCUGAGUUCCCAACUCAUGUAAUAACGAGGUGUUAGGGCUGAGGGAAUAAAAAUCAUAGGUGGUGUUGAGCUAAGGGAAGGAGGGGUCCCGUGAGUUGCUGAUGUCCUAAGGUAACUGGUUGUAUUGGGAGCAAGGAAGGGCUGGCCCAAGACAGUUUGACACCUGAGACAAACCACAAAAUGGCACAAAGCUGCCCACAAGAGAAAAAGAGGUGUGUGAAGAUCUGCAUCAGGAACAAGCGGGGGUCAGGGUGGAAAGGAAUAAAGUGCUACAUCGGGAACAAGAGUGGGAGGAGACCAGCAGUGCCUCCUAUUCACCGGGAGGCCACUGUAGAGGCAACAUUGGGGAGGGGGGCAGCAAUGCAUUCCUUGGGGACUGGAUCUGCUGUCCCUGUGGACCCUGCCGCCUGAGGUGGGCCUCAUGGGUGGUUCCAACCCUGGAGUGGGGCUUGGCUGAUAAGGCAGAGACGCUGUUGGAAGUGGCUUGGAAGGUGACUUACAAUGAAGAGCCAAGAUGGGGAAAGCAAAGCUGUCCUUCUACCUGCCAGCCCUUCCAAAAUGAGUAGUGUGCUGGGGUUGGAAGACUUAGCUGAGGCUCCCAUAGUGACUACAGAAAGCUGUGAAUGUCCACACCAGCCUGAGAUGUGCAGCUUGAACUCUUUGGUUGACGGAAAUGUUGAAAACCCAAUGAGUGAGGAGCAGAGUAAGAAAGAGGCACUUUUGGUGGAUGAGGCUGUAUCCCAACCCCACCAACCGGUUACCUGUGAUGUCUCUGAAGAGCUAAGCAGACAACUGGAGGACAUUCUGAACACAUAUUGCCUGGAUACAAACCAGGAAGGACCAGGAGAUGACAAUGGGCAGAGUGAACCUGUAGAGAUGGAUGAGGCAGAAAAGUGCCAGAGUGAGUCGCCAAGGAAUGGCGAGCAGGAGCAGAGUUGCCCUGAGAUGAAUGGAGAGAAAGAGGGACCCAGAGGGACCAGCGAUUUAGGCGGCGAGCGUGAUCAGAAACGAGCCCAAGAAAAAAAGAAAGCUAAGGGGCUUGGCAAGGAGAUCACGUUAUUAAUGCAGACCCUCAACACUCUCAGCACAUCUGAGGAGAAACUGACAGCCCUCUGCAAGAAGUAUGCUGAACUGCUGGAAGAGCACAGAAACUCUCAGAAGCAAAUGAAAAUCCUUCAGAAGAAGCAGACCCAGUUGGUGCAGGAGAAGGAUCAUCUACGGAGCGAGCACAGCAAGGCCAUCUUGGCCCGCAGCAAGCUGGAGAGCCUGUGCCGGGAGCUCCAGAGGCACAACCGCACCCUCAAGGCAAAAGGUGUCCAAAGAGCCCGGGAGGAGGAAGAGAAGCGUAAGGAGGUGACAUCCCACUUCCAGGUGACCCUCAACGAUAUCCAGCUGCAGAUGGAGCAGCACAACGAGCGCAACUCCAAGCUGCGCCAGGAGAAUAUGGAGCUGGCCGAGAGACUGAAGAAACUCAUUGAACAGUAUGAGUUGCGAGAGGAGCACAUCGACAAGGUCUUUAAACACAAGGACCUGCAGCAGCAGCUGGUGGAUGCCAAGCUCCAGCAGGCUCAGGAGAUGCUGAAGGAGGCUGAGGACAGGCAUCAGCGGGAAAAAGACUUUCUAUUGAAGGAAGCUGUGGAGUCCCAGAGGAUGUGCGAGUUGAUGAAGCAACAGGAAACCCAUCUCAAGGAGCAGCUGGCCCUCUACACAGCAAAGUUUGAAGAGUUUCAGAACACACUAUCCAAAAGCAGUGAAGUGUUCACAACCUUCAAGCAAGAAAUGGAGAAGAUGACAAAGAAGAUCAAGAAGCUGGAGAAAGAGACCACAAUGUACAGGUCCCGCUGGGAAAGCAGCAACAAGGCCCUUUUGGAAAUGGCAGAAGAGAAAACUCUCCGGGACAAAGAACUGGAAGGGCUCCAAGUGAAAAUCCAGCGCCUGGAGAAGCUCUGCCGAGCCCUGCAGACAGAGCGCAAUGACCUGAACAAGAAGGUGCAGGACCUGUGUGCCCUUGUGCCUCCCGCUGCCAGCACGGACCUCCAGGGACCACCAAAGGACCCAUCCCAAGGCAGCUCAGAGGAGCUGGCACCUCGGGGCACCACCAUGGAGGAAUGCCUUGCCCUGGCACAGGCGGUGUGCUGCACUGGACCAGCCGAGAGGUUUGGGGAGCCAAGCAUAGGAGGAGCCCCUGCUCGGGAAAAGAUGGAUGAAGCUGCUGUCUCUCUUGAGUAAAGAUGGAGGAAGGGGGAGAGGCAGGCAUACCUCUCCAGAGACUGGGCCCCAGGCCUGGGGUGACAAAGCUCAGUCCCCCACCCCCCAGGCACUUAAGGUGUCCCAGUUUAAGCUUGAAGGCGUUUUUCUUUUCUUUUUUGCUUUAUAAAAAUUAUCUCACUAUAUAUUACACGAUAUGAUGUGCAGGGCAACUCCCACUUUUUAUAUAUAGGCCUAGGAACUAGAUUGAAACACAUCCUUGUGUGUCGUGCGAACAUCUCGAUAAGUGUGUGGCAGUUUCACCAAAAUACCUUUUGAAGUAUGGGUGUGGGGGAAUCUUGCCAACCCUAACCCUAUCCCCCUCCCCCAAACACAGUUCGGCUGCUACAUCUCACUGUGGGUGCUAUGCCAUGAAUGCAAAUUUAGGAGGUUGGCAUCAGGGCGGCCCUUGGAGGAUUUGUUUCUUUUUCUCAUAUAUUGACCAGACCCAGAGGCUUAAAACCAGAACAGGAGACUCGGGAGUUUGCUAUCUAGUAGGUUAUUUUUAGCAUGUAGAUUCCCCCAAGAAAGUGGAGAAUAAAGUAGAUGUGACUUUGCUUCACGGGGACAGGAGACUGAGAGUCCUGUUGGUUUGAGGAGAGGGUGGGUGGGGAGCAUCCUCUCUGGGACUUUGCUACUUCCAGAAUCUAUGUUUCAACAGCCUUACGACUUCACCGUUGCCUCUAUGCUUAUACACGCACAAGUGUAUGUAUUAAAGAUUUAAUCCAAAGGUUUUCCUUCCUUAAGUGUUUUGCACAUGAUGAGCACCCGUGCACAUGGUUGCAUGUGGGAAAUGCUCUGGGGGUGGGGGUGGGGCGGGCAGGGGGAGUGAAUCCCCUGCAUGUGUUAUAUACUCCUCUUUGGGAUACUUUGGUAUUGAACGUCUCCACAGUCCCAGAGGCUCAGGGAGACAAACCCUAAUCUCCCAGGCAGCAAAGCCCAAUAACUAGAAACAAACUUAACACACAUCAGGAGCUGCCUGGAGAUUGUCCUCCGUGACCGGACUCCCGUUUCCUUAUCUUAACAGCACUUUUCCUUGAGCCACCUUCUCCAUGAGCCACAGAGUUCCAUGUCAGUAAAAAAGAGGUUUCCUAUUUAGUCCUCAGUGCUGCCAUGGCUAGUUUAAAAGCAUAGAGGCUUUUUCUGUUUGUGAUUUCAACUUCUGCUGCUUCUUUGGCUUGAAACCCAACUACAGACUUCUUUGCGUUUUAGUAGCUGCCUUUGCUUUUAAAACUUUGCAUCCCUCCUCACUGGGGCCAUGAUUAGCCUUUAUUAUAAUUCCUGUCUUGCUGAGCUGCCUAUUCCUCAGUUGUGUUUUGAGCUGUUGAGUGUUGGUGUUUGGGAACAGCUGUGGUCCGGCACCAUUCAGGCCCAGCCCUAUAUACUUCAAACACUCUGUGUUAAAGGAAGCUGGGCUUUAGGAAACAGGAUUAGCAAUGCAUUUUGUACGAUCUGACUUCUCACUCAGGUUGGCAGAUUUCUUGCAGAGCUGUUUUGCUUCCUUGUUUCUCUUACUGGGUGACAUCCAGCAUUGCACCAGCAGAUAUGGCAGGACUUCACCUUUGCCACAGCCCCUGUCCCCACGCACACCCAAUCUGCUCUGGAGGGUCCAUCAACCCUUGAGCAAUUUCAAGGGUGAUGGGGUGGCUGGGGUGGGGCUGGGGAGAGCAAGUCCAUGCUAUGAAUGGGCCGCCUCCCAUCCUCUUCCUCGUACUUUGCAGGGCUUGGCCGAAAGCUGAUGAAUGUAAAUGGGAGAUAGAACUUUAGUCUUGGAGCGGGACAGAACUGAACACCGGGAUGUUUCAAGAAAACCUUCCAAUUUUUUUUAAUGCAGUGGUACAGGCAAUAUCUAGAUCUGUUAUAUAUAUCUUUGUAUCCAAUACAAAUGAACAUAAACUUGACUGCAUGUCUGUGCUCCUUUUUUUCUCCGCUACCAUCAUGGAUAUUGAGGCAGGCUAUUGAGCUUGGCACACGGCACCAAUUUCCAGAUUCCAUCCUAAUUCGCUAAAAAGGGUAUUUUGGCCCUUUUCAAGGGGCUUGGGACAGUUUUUGUAUCACUUUCAUGUGUACUGUAAGCGGUGAAAAUGGGUCUGGGAAAUAUUUUUCACUUGCUUAGCUUCAAAAUCAUUUUUUGGUUAGGAUUCAGAAAUAAAACCAAUGUAGUGCUUUAGAGGGAGUGUUAGACUUCUUAAGCAUUAACACCAGACUUUCAGGUCCCAGUUCAAGAAGACAACUCAGAUUUUUUCAUUGGUCUAGAAUACUGAAGACUGAAGUUACAAGGGGUAGUCCUAAUUUGUAUUAUAAUUUAAUUUGAACUCUAGUUACAUUUUUUAAAAUGAAACCAUAGAGCUGUGAGGGACCUCAAAUACCAUCCAAUGUACUGUUACAGCAGCCUUGUGGAGGUGUGGGCCAUUCAGCUUCUGUUUAAAAACCUCUUAACCAAAAAGAGUGUCCACCACUGUUCCAGAUUGAAUAUCUUGUGCUGUUAGCAUGGCAAGUUCUUCCCAAUGCUUUGUUGAAACCAUGUACUGUAUGUAAAUUUGAAUGAACUGGUGUGGAACGUGGGGUGACCUGACACCCCUCUGAUUCUGACCAUUGGCCAGGACCGAUUUUGAGUCAGAUCCAACAAAAUCUGGAGCAUAGAUGAAGCAGCACCUGUAUCUCCAGUUAUACAACUGCCAUGAGGCAUCCUAGCCCCUGUUCAGGCUUUUGGGGGGGGGUGCAGUGUGCUUUCAUGAAUUGUACUCCUUCAGCAACACUUGUGAUAAAGGAAUUGUAGCUGUGUGCCCUGCCCCAAAGCCUAGGCUAUGAAUAUGACCAAACGCAGAUCCACCCCCACUGGGGAGGUUCUGCAGGCCAUCAUAUGUCAGGCUUAAAAGCUUCUGCUUGGGGCAAGCAGCUAAACUUCUAAUUUACAUUUUUCAAAGGAUGGGGGCUCCACCUCUCCUUUUCUUUCUUUAUAAAGGUCCUGCUUCUACCCUGGAUAAAUGUACCAGGUCAAGCUAUCCUGGGCGUGAAGGGAGGGAAGAAGUCUAAUGUACUACUUGGGCUGAAUGGACGCUGUGGGGUCAGGAGGGGGAAGAUGGGCAGAGGAAGGCCUACCUAGGUGGAAUCCGAUGCCUUCUGUCCAUGCCCAGAGACCUUUUCCCGUCUACGUGCUCUUGGGCUACUGAAGCCUAUCCUCCAAAACGGGUUUAAGAAUUCGGGCGUUUGCAAUGGGCUAGCUCGGAACACGGGUGGGGAGCAAGCUAGUUUUCCAAGGGCCCGGAUCUGAGCGAUGGAGCAGCGGCUGCUGUCCACGAAGGCGGUGGCAGCGUCGGAUCCAGUGAAAAGGCAUGUCAUUCUGGCCGGCGCCAAGCCUCCCUCCGCCCGAGCCUUGGGAUACCAGCUGCAGCCGACCCCAGGCGGAGCGGACCCUGAGCAUCGGGCCGCCGUUUCCACAAGCCCCUGCCUGGCCACCGCCUCUCCGAGAGGGUGCGCGCGCACGCGCUCGGCGCUUCUCGGGCGCGCAGCAGCAAGAACAGCCGCCGCGGGAGCGUCCCCCAUGGCCCUUCUCCGCAGCAGAGGUCAGUGUCUCCGCAGCGCGUCCUCCACUCCAUGCGGUACGAAGUGGGGGGAGGGGGCGCGUGGAACCUCGGCGAGGAGAACGUUCCGAUUUGGAACGCGGAGCGAGGAAUCAGCGUUCCAAAUCGGAACGUUGGCUGUGGCAUCUUUUGUUGCUGGCAGAUGGCGGUGGGUGGGAAAUUAACCGGCCUUUUAAGAUUGCCGGCGGAGAGCAAGACCUUUCCUCCUUUCGCCCCGGACCCCGUUUCUAAGGCAGCAACCUCUUCUUAGAAGCCAGGCAGGGCUGUUUGUUAAGGCGCUGCAUCAUCGCCUCCUCCUCUUCACGGUCUUGUUUAUCGAUCUAUUUAUGUGAGCUCCUUCUGUGAUGCAAGGGCGCAAAUAAGAGAAGGUCGAUGAGCAGGGGAGGGUUCAGAUUAGCACUUCAGUGUUUGUAUAUGCGGGAGGGCGGGGUGUGAGGUGACUUACUCUUUCUAAAGUGUUGCUACCUAAAUGAGAUGCACAGGGCAUUUCUCAUAGCGGGAGAACCAGUCCUCACCCAAGCAGCUGACAACCCCCAGCAGCUACUGCCGGCCCCAGCGCUAAAUGCUCCCGUUAGAGAAGGAGCCCUUGCACCCAUCACUCACCCCACCGACCCACCUCUCUGAUAAUUGGCCCUAAACCAAGAGGUGUCCCUGAUGGGACCAUGUGCCGUAACAGAGCAGGGGCUGCAACACCGGGGAGCAGUUAGCUUUGGAGAACUGGGCGGAGGGAGGAUUACCACCCCUCCUCAAAAUGUCCCUUCUGGAAUAUUAACACAUUUAUUUAUGAAUCAAUUUAAAUUCUACCUUAUUUUCUUACACAGAGCUAAGGGGUGUAAAAUACAUACCCCACCCUCACAUGGACGCAGCCAGGAUUUUUGUUGGGGGGGGGGGCAGGCUUUUGUGAGGAGGACUGGACAACCUCAGAUUUGUAUUGAUUCUUAUUGAUUUUGAUUGAUGGGGGGGAAGCUGCCCCCUGCCUCUCCUGGCUAUGCCCAUGCAUUCUCAUUUUAUUCUCAAAACAAACCCUGAGAGCUAAGUUAGCUUAAGCAAGCAAGACAUCUUCCCAACACCACCUGGUGAGCUUUGUGGCUGGCUGGGGACUGAAGCUGUCUCUCCCUAGCGCCAACACUGAUCAGCGAUGCCAUUUUCUGGGUUGUAUCUUCUGGUAGUGCGGUGAAGAAGGCUAGUAUUAUUCUAGGCUGCAUCAACAGAAGUAUAGUGUCCAGGUCAAGGGAAGUAAUAAUACCACUUUAUUCUGCCUUGGUCAGACCACACCUGGGAUACUGUGUCCAGUUCUGGGCACCACAAUUUUAAGGAGGAUAUUGACAAGCUUGGAAUGUGUGUGGAGGAGGGCAGCCAAGAUGAUCAGGGGUCUAGAAACCAAGUCUUAGAAGGAAUGGUUGAGGAAUCUGGGUAGGUUUAGCCUGGAUAAAAGGAGACUGAGAGAAUAUAUGAUAGCCAUCUUCAAAUAUCUGAAGGGCUGUCACAUGGAAGAUGGAGCGAGCUUGUUUUCUCCUUGUCCAGAGGAUAGGACCCAAAGCAAUGUAUUCAAGUUACAAGAAAGGAGUUUCUGACUAAACAUCAGGAAGAACUUUGUGAUGGUAAGAGCUGUUUGACAGUCGAACAGCCUCCUUCGGGAGGCUGUGGACUCUCCUUCCUUGGUGGUUUUAAAGCAGAGAUUGGAUGGUGUUCUGUCAUGGAUACUUUAAUUGAGAUUCCUGCAUUGCAAGGGGUUGGACUAGAUGACCCUUGGGUCCCUUCCAACUCUACAAUUAUAUGGCUCUAAGAAGGGUACCUAGGUAUCUCCACUGAACCAAAAACACCCAGCACCUCAUUUUCUCAUCAUAUUGUCUCCAAGUAAUGAGAAACUCAAGGGGUAAUGCAACCCAUGCAUGAUGUACUUUUGAAGGGGAGAGCAGUAGAGACUUACAGUAGGCUGCAUCCAAACUUACUGAGCAGUCACCUUGAUUUGUUUGUGGGAAGGUUGUACAAUCUUGCAUCGAGCAAAUGUUUUCCCAACACUUUCCCGUGCAUUUUCCCCAUCACUUUUUUUAUCACCAAAACAAUCUUUUCUGUAGGGGGAAGCAAAAUUGUUGUGCCCAAGCAUUUUU
Messenger RNA from Zootoca vivipara (common lizard), 8465 nucleotides. Lineage: Eukaryota; Metazoa; Chordata; Lepidosauria; Squamata; Lacertidae. The record is from RefSeq and is a predicted model, not a curated record.